Messenger RNA from Aspergillus steynii IBT 23096, 649 nucleotides. RefSeq lists its product as uncharacterized. Bases 87 to 470 code for a protein of 127 amino acids. NCBI's taxonomy places the organism in Eukaryota, Fungi, Ascomycota, Eurotiomycetes, Eurotiales, Aspergillaceae. The transcript has a single exon. The record is from RefSeq and is a predicted model, not a curated record.
AUUCGAGCAUCUUCGACGUGACUUCAUCGCGGGACCCGCUCGCUCCAUCCGCCUAAACUGCUUUGGGCUUCGUCACUCUCCUGUCAAUGUCAUCUUGGGAUUCGUGCGUUAUGCUUACGUUCAUUCUAUUUAAAGUAUUUGGAGAUGUUGGAGAUGGAGACAUUCAUUUAAACGCUAGAAGCUCUCUAUUCUCCCCGAAUCAGCACCCCGCGGUAUCGCAUCUUGCCUUCUCUAAGCACUUGCAUUGCCUCCUCGAUACCCUCCCCAGUCAACGAAAAGGUCUGGGUUGUAGGGAAUAUCUUCUUCUUCGCUGCAAAUUCCAACAGAGCUCGAGUACUGUGGCGAGAGGCAACCAAAGAGCCCUGAACCCGAAUACCUUGGAAGCACAACUGCAGCGUGGGAAUCGCAGACGGCUCGAACGUCGCAGUCAGCGGAUAAAUGGAGCUGGGCGAAUCCAUGAGUGGAAUUAGACUGAUACAGGUUAGCUAUGGUCAUUUGUCAAUUGGCAGGCCACAUACGAUUGGUAAUCCAAACCACCACUUCCGCAAAGCAGCAAAUGCUUGAGAGGCUUCAGGUCCUUCGGCUUCUCUCCUGAGCGAAACACAUGAUACUCAGAAGCACCGUACUCCGUGGCUUCUUGUCUCUUGGA